Messenger RNA from Pelagomonas calceolata, 2209 nucleotides. Lineage: Eukaryota; Pelagophyceae; Pelagomonadales; Pelagomonadaceae. The record is from the annotation of a GenBank genome assembly.
AUUUGGAGCCGCUCUGCGUGUCGGCGGUGGUGGCCGCAACAAGCUGACGCGGUGACGGAACAACUCGUCUUAUUGCUGCUUUUCAGCGGCGCGCAGUUCCAGUUGCACUAGCGCAUUGCAGCGGCAUCAACCACCGGAGCAGCAGCCAUGAUGCGCCGCGCUGUCGCUCUCGCGGCCGUAGCCAGCGCCUUCCGCGCGCCGGCGCCGCAGCCGCGUUCCACAUCUCUCAGAUCAAGCACGGAAGAAGCGGUACCAAGAACAAAUAAGCCGAGCGCCGCGAUGCCCGAGAUCCCCGCGGGGCUCGCCGAGCCGGGUUUGAAAGUCCCCCAGACGGCCUGGAAGUGGCCGCGGCAGUGGCCCUACGGGAGAGAUGGGUUUAAAAAACCGGAGGGUGAGGAGGAGAAGAUUGUCGACGGUUCGAAGGUCUUCGACGAGAACGCCGAAAAGACUUUCAGGGCCCAUUUAGUCACGCAUCUGGAAUCCGGGGCGGGCUCCGUGCUCGAGGUCGACGGCACGUGUUCGGGCCAGACGUACAUUCCCACGGAAAGUGGCGAGGAAUUGUGGAGUCCGCCUCAAUCUGUCACGAGGGUCGAUGCCUCUGCGUUGUUUGGGGACGCUUCAUUACCUUAUCCUGAUCGUAGUUUCGAUGCCGUCGUCCUCGCCUCGGCGGCUGAAUUGCUCACGGACCCCAGAGGCACGUUCCGAGAGCUCUGGCGCGUCCUGAAGCCUGGUGGCCGAGCUAUUGUUGCUUUUUCUUCCGCAAGAUUCAGCCCAGCCGCCCACGCCGCGCAGCAGACGCAGACCUGGAAGGACUAUAACGACGCGCAGCGGCUCUGGGUCGUCGGGAGCUACUUCCACUUCUCAGCAGGCGCGCCCGCGGCCGCGAUGAUCGCGGACGGCGAGCAGAUCGCGACGACGAUGUGGGGUGCGGGGUGGAGGGCAUUGCGAGGCUACGACUACCUCGACGCGGCCGAAGAUGCGGGCAAGGACAUCGCGACGAAGGUCGGCGACAUGGCCAAAAAAGCUACUUCGUCCGAGACGCCGUUGUUUGUGGUGCAAGCAGAUAGAGCCUACGACGUGUCGUCUUCCGCCAGUGCGGGCGCGCGCAUGGACGCGGCCCUCUGGAACGCGGCGUCGAUGGAUGAAGACGACAAGCGUGCGUGCCAGCGUCUCGUACUUCAAUUUUUGGUGUGUCGUGGUCUACGCGGUCGAGGGUAUCUCUCGGAGAUCGUGUCCGAGUUUGGGCCGAAACCAGGGCCGCGGUGCCGAGAAGUGAGGAACGCGUCGCGUCGAUGGCGUGGAGGGCUCGACGACGCUCCCAGACGCCGUCGACGCGAAGAUAAGCUGACUCACCGGUCGAUGUCCGCGCAGGCAUGUGCGCGACGCGGCUCAUGGAGUGCCUCGAGCGCUACGAGCCGAACGACGAGAUGCGGCGGGCGGCGCUCGGUGCGAAGGCGGCGGCCAAUCUGCCGCCGCUCUACGAGACGCUGAAGCCGAUGGCCGUCGUCAUUGCUUCUCCUUUGUUAGCGCAAUUUGCCGCGAAUGUAGCGCCGAAGUACGAUCCGAGUUGUGGCGCCCAAAGGUACGCUUUACGCGAAGGUCUGGGCAUCGCGGCUCCCAGAGAAGGCUUCUGGAAGCCCCUGGGCAACGUCACGGGUUCUCUAUCCAUCGACGACAAGCUCUGGUUGCUGCUGGACUGCCUGCCGCACUACCUGGGCCGGGGCGAGGACAUUGAUUACGUGCCUCCCGCGCUGGCGGCGUUGUUACGGUCGUCGGGCGAUAGUGGCUGGGACGAGACCGGUGUCUUGCCUCGCGCCAUCGCCGUGGUCAAGGAGAAAUUGCCCGACCUCGUCGAGGAGCGGGAGACCCAGGUCCUCGCGACCGAUUUAGCGUGCCGAGAUUUUCUCGCGGACGCGCUUGGUAGUGCUACUCUGUCCGAAGCCGCGGCCAAGGGCGACGCGUUCAUCUCGUGGAUGGAAUCUCAAGAUAAAUUUGCUCUGAAAGAAUUCCUGGAGGAGCGGAAGGAGUACCGGGAGCGCGCCGAGGAACAGGCCGACGCCGCGAAGCUGGAUCCGGAGGCGGCGGCCAAGGCCAAGGAGGAGAAGCGCGCGGCCGGCGAGGUCGAGGCCAUGCUCAACGCGAUCAUGGCGGCGAAGGACGCGAAGGACGCGGAAGAGAAGAAGUAGGGCGUAAGGUGAGGUUUCGUCGA